UCGGGCCGUCGAUCUGCUCGGAGCGGCUCUAUCAGCUCAGACUCUGAGGAGGAAGAGGAGGAGGAGGAGGAGUGUCGGUGCAGCGCCUCUGUCAGUCAGUAAACAGUCGGCAACCGACAUUAACGGACAGUAACGGUCAGUGAGGUGAUGAAGAUGAUGAUGAUGCUGCUGCUUCAGCUCGGCGGUCAUGUGACUUCUUGUGGAGGAUGGGCUGUCAGCGUUGAGCUAGCUUCCAGUAGACAGGAGGUCUAAGUUGAGGAGAGGGAUCAUGGGAGAUGGAGGACCCCUACAGACUGAGGGGAAUGCCCUCCUUAAAGCCGUCUUCCAGGGGAAACUGAGGCUUACCCGCUUGCUGCUAGAGGGUGGAGCUUACAUCAACGAGGGUAAUGAGCGUGGGGAGACUCCCAUCUCUGCUGCCUGCUUAGCGAGCUACGAUGACUCACAGACACGACAGCGGAUGGUGAGGUACCUGCUGGAGAAAGGUGCUGAUCCGAACAUCCCCGACAAGAGUGGGAGGACGGCGCUGAUGCAUGCCUGCGCCGAGCAGGCGGGGAAGGAAGUGGUCUCACUCCUGCUGGAGAACGGAGCUGAUCCCAGCCUCAAGGACUACUCUGGCUCCUCAGCCCUUGUCCACGCUAUCAACAAGGGAGACCGCGACACUCUGCAGGUGCUGCUGGAUGCCUGCAAGGCCAAAGGCAAGGAAGUGAUCAUCAUCACCACUGACACGUCUCCAUCAGGCACCAAGAAGACCAAGCAGUACCUCAACUCCCCCCCUUCACCGGGCAUUGUGGACAAACUGUCCCCAGCCUGCAUGUCUCCAUCUGAUGUAGAGAUUGGCACCUCCUCGCCUGCAGGAGACAAGAGCAAAGACGGCGAAGGGAUCUUUAGCUUUGCCCUCACCUCUGCUUUACCUUUACCUUCAGCUCGACCUCCAGGAGAAAAGAGACCGCCGCCACGCAAGCUGCUGAAAAGGUUGAACUCGGAGCCCUGGGGCCUGGUAGCACCCUCAGUGCUGAGUGGGGUUCCGCAGGAGAGGGUUGAUGGAGGCCUCGAGGAGGAGGGCAGCUGUGAUCUGAGCAAGACGAUCACUGAGAUCAACGGCCUGUCCAUCACAGAACCGGUGAGACCUCUUUUGUCACGGCGUCACAGCAUUGAGACCCACGACCCCUGCUCCCCUAAACUUAUUGACAGGUCCUGCUCAGAGGACUAUGCAGCCCUGUCUGGUUCCUCCUGGGCUGACAAAGUCCAACAGCACCAGAUCCUUUACCGUCGGAAUACGGCACCGGAGUCCCAGGAGAACGUCGGGGGACCUGGGGCAGUUGCAGCACGGGCUCUGGCUCACCCCAAACUCACCCGGAUGGAGCACUAUGAGUCAGACACCCACCUCUGCCCAGACUCCAUUCCUGGAUCUCCAGAUUCUGGCAGGGUGUCUGUGGAGCGGAGGAGGUACAAUGCCUCCCCCCUCUCCCUGGUUGCCAGCUCCUCCAGGGAGUCUCUGGAGAACAUCCCCAACUCGGUGUCCCCCAUCACCAUGCGCAGGCGUCCCCCAGGGCUCUUGGAGCGCCGGGGCUCUGGGACCCUCCUGCUGGACCACAUCUCCCACACCAGGCCAGGCUUCCUGCCUCCGCUCAACAUCAACCCCCAGAGACCCAUUCCGGUCAUCCGGACCAAUGGCAAGCCCACCUCCCCCGUUCACUCUGGGCACAAGAUCCUGGUCCCCGUGGCCCCGGCCUCGCCUAAACGGGGCCCCGACUUCAAAAUGAAGAAGAAGCUGAUGAGGAGACACUCGAUGCAGACGGAGCAGAUGAAGCAGCUCUCCACCUUCCAGGAGAUCCUGGCUGAGAAGGUCAUUGAGUCCAACGGGGAUUGAUGACAGAAGGCACUGGAGCAAGCAUGAUGGGUAGCUGCAGAGACUUUUAGAGUGGUGAUUUACUGUGAAGCUUCUCCAUCAGAUCAUAACCUCACUGAUAAACUCAUUUAAAACCAUGUUCUGGUGUUUAUGGAGGGCUGCACCAACAAGGGUUUUAUUAAACCGAGAAAAGGGUUCACCUGACCCUUCGCUAAGCCCCGCCCCUUGUGAUGGUCCAUCAAGCUGUUGGAGUAAGCAUGGAGCCCACGCUGUAACUAACUGCACUCCCUGAAGAAAUAUCAGAUUUUUGGAAAAAUGAAAAAGUGAUUUCAGAGAUAAGCAAACAGAGGGGUCUACAGUCUGUGUUUCAAGGAUAUAUCCAGGAUGUCAAACUCACUUAGCAUUGAAAACAGGUAAAAAAGAUAGAGACAGAAGCUAGAGCCAAACUUACAGAUCACAGUGUAACAGUGAACCGCCACAUGACCUGGCAAUUGAAACAGAAUACAAUGAAAAUAAAGGGAAACCAGCUGUGCAUCAUCACAGUGCAUUCAGAUGAACGGUGUUUGGCUUCCAACCAUGCUGCCAGCCGCUGGACCUCCGGCAGACGGGUGGGGAGCUACAGGGGAAGCCAAACACUGUUCAUGUUCACACAAUGUGAUGACACACAGCUGGUUGAAUAUCAGCAAAGUUUCCCUGCUUCCCUUCACUGGUUCCUGUACAGCAGGGUCAGUCUUUGUUUCACUGUUAUAAUCAUUAAAAAGCAAAACCAGCAUGUGUAUCCAUUCAGUAAGCUUUAUCUUCAGUAGCUAGCUAGCUAACCCUACACUUUUCACAGUUUGAUUUUGGUUUUGGAACAUGGAAGAAACGUAUAUCUUUUUCCAACCACUCCAGGUAAUGAGUAUCAUUAAUACACAACGUGCCCCAGGCACAGUAUUUAGCUCCAAAUCCACAAAACCAGCCUGAAAAUGAAGGAAAUCUUAACGAUUGCAUGACAGUCAAUGGAGCACAGCUGUGUUGUUGUCGGACCCUUGCUGGAGUUGGCAGUGCAACGUUAUGAUUCACCAAUCUGCGUUCGAGGGGAAGGACUUAGCGAAGGGUCAGUUAGAGUUUAGUGAAACUUAAUUUUAGAAAACCAGUUUUAAAUUUGAGCCACAAUUUGAAAUGAUAUCUGUGGGUCUGAGGUUAACGUUACUUUUCAUGGUUUAAACCGAUGUCAGUGUAACAAACUGAACCAGAAAUGUAGAAGUGCUACCUCAGUUUUAGUCUCUGCUGUUUAAGAAUUUGUUUUAAAAUUUGAUUGCUGACUUUUAAAGCCUCACAUUGCCAGGCACCCAAUGACAUCGCUGAACUCUUGAGUCCAGGGAUACUUAACUUGCUUUUCCUCUGAGGUCUCUUCUGCAAAGUGACAGGAGGCCAGGGGCCAGUCGUAGCAAAAUUGCAGCGGUUAGGUGUAUGCAGGGGCGUUUCUAGGAUUUGAGGACAUUCUGGGUUUACCCGAACCUCUGUUGGGGGGUCCAGGGGGAUCCUCUCCUGGCACUUUUUCUUGAUAAACAAGCUCUAUUUUAAUGCUUUUUAUGUACUCCGGUACCUUAUUUACACUAAAAGUACAAAAAAACUCCCAAUUUACUUUCAUUGUAAAUUAGAAAAUGGUUGGAGAGCCACCUGGCAGCCUAUCACGGACCAGAUUAUCUAAGAAUUAACUAAACAAACAAAAACAACUAUUUUGACUUAGUUGGGUUGAAGUUUUGUUGUCUACAAAGUUAACUAGCUGUGAUGCCAUGCUGGUCAGCAAUGCUAGCUUGAUAGCAUUAGCUGCUAUUUUCAUUUUUUGUUAGCACUUGAUAAACUCAGAAAAUGCAGCUGUUUGUGAAACUUAAGUCACCUGAGCUGUUGGUUUAAACCAAAGCUAGCUUCAGAGUGGACUAAUGCACACAGCAUUCAUUUGUUUUCUGUUCCUGGUAACAGCUGAAAGACCGGUUCAUUGCUUAUUUACAAAAAGCUAAAAGUUUUUUAAGAUUAGUAAGAGAAGUUUAACCCUCAUUGGUGCAACUCUCCUGUCUCUCCUCUUCUGAACCACGGGAAGCUUUCUGGGUUGAAAAUCAGUUUACAACACAUUCCUGAUGCUUCCUCAUUAUUUAUUCAAAAACUGAUGAAACUAUAAAAAGAAAUAAUCUGACUUGUUUGAUGUUUACAGAUGCACAAUUUGCACUGAGGUCCAUUUUCGUCACGUGACAUAUGAAAACAUGAACUUUCUGCUGGACCUGAACUGAUGAAACUAAAAAAAACUGAACUUUGACUCUGAAAAAAACUGUCACCUUUUCAUUAAUGAAGCAAACAUUUAUUUUCAUCCAUUUAUAAGCUCCUGUUCUGAUUGAAGAAUGUGAUAAAGUGUGAAACUACCUACUGCGCUGUAUGUACUGUAAUUAUAGACACACUAGUCAAUAUGAUAGUUGGUAUUCCUGUGUAAAUGAUUCUGAGCUCCUCUGAAUGAAUCGUCUUUAUUUUAAAGUUCAGAGGGACGUUUGAAACGUCCGUCCUGACAAUGUUUCUGUACUUUAACCAACAUCACUGAGGUGAUACUUUGAUCUAAUUUGUGUUGAGAUGAACUUAAAUGAAAUGUGGUUUUCUUGUUUAUGAAAUUCCAAAGAAGUUGUGUGGACGAUUUGAACCAAAACCUGCUGAAUCUGUAAAUACUGUAAAGAUGCGUCUGUGCAAUAGAGCCUGUACUGUAAUGUCAAUCCUUAAGCAGUUCUUCUGGUUCAACUCAAGAGGGCGCCGAAGGACAAUUAAGAGAACAGUUCCACGUUUUCCCUAUCCUCUCCAGAGUCAGAAGGUAGAACUCAGUUUCACCUCCGGGUUUGUUUGUUUUUUUCGGGGGGAUGACCCGCCCUACUCUGCCUUACUCUGCCUCUGAUUGGCUUACCCUGACAUCCUUACCCGAACCCUAACCAAUCUUCCUCCUCUUGCCCAAACCUAACCAACACAACCAGUGAAAGCAACGAGCACUGGCCAACCAGAAGGGGAAUAGAGUGGGUCGUGUCUUUGCCGUUCUAGGAAAAGAAAAUUCUGCGUCCAAGACUGGGUUAGCAUAGCUUAGCACAAAGAAGUUUAAAGGUUUUGGGUGUCAAAGCAAAAUUAAUCUGUCUUUAUAAAAUAUUUGUUGUGAGAGUCUUAAUGAAGUAGUGAUGACUCAUAGGGCUAGUUGGUAAACUGGUGAACUAUGCUAGCAUUAUUCAGUCAAAACAUCUCUGAGCUCUAUUUCCUCUACACUGUUCUGAUUACUCUGACAUUUAGUUAUCAGGAUUGUUCACUCAUAUUCAAUAGCGUGCUGCAGGGAUGACAUUUUUUGUAAGCCAACACAGAAGUUAUUGCCCUGGUUCCCCAAACAAAAGGCGAUGUGAUUUUUCCAAUUGGCACAAUUCAGUUUGUAUUGCAGGAAAUAAGCUCUGUGGCAAAUGUUUUGCUCACCAAGAUAAUCUUCACAAAUGAACAUCAAUUUUAUGUUCUAAGCGUAAAUGCAAUUGCCAGAAGUAAAAAACGAAUGUUGGGGUAUAAUCGAACGACACCACACGCGUGACUUCAAUGUCACCACCACAACAAGGCAGAUGACAUUAUGUAGUCUCAUUUAACAGCUUGUCAUCAACCGUCUUUUCUAAGACACUUUAAGGCUUCAGUUGGGUAUUAAUUGAUGUAUUUUAUGUUGUAGAACAAAAUGAAGUCUCUCAAGCUAGUAUUGCAAUUGCUAAACUAGGAUAACGGUUUCCCUCUCCUUCAAGUCUUUGUGCUAAGCUAGGCUAAACUUGUCCUGGAUACACAGAGAUGAAAACUCAUGACUCUGGAGAAGAUCAAGAUUUACAAAUGUGUUUUUAUAAAGUUUAAUUAAAACGAGUAUCUCGGAAUCGAUUGAUUGUUGAUAAAGUUUGACAAAAAUGUUUUAACGAAGCUUCCUGUUGACACUUUGAGCAGAAAGAAGAUUAAGUUGAUUCAUGUAAAAACUUGCCCUUUGCGAUAUGAAGAGUAAAUAAAAACACAAUUAUGCAAAGUGGAUCCAGUUCACACCAGUCUGUACCAGUUAAAAUCAGGCUGAUCAAGUUUAUUCAACCUGAACCAGACCUGUUAAAAUUUGAUCAGAUGGGUCUAAACUGGAUCAGACUGGUUUAAACUGAAUCAGACUGGUUUUAAACUGGAUCAGACUGGUUUAAAACUAAAUUGGACUUGUUCAAACUGGAUCAAACCAGAUCUGACUGGUUUAAACUGAAUCACACUGGUUUUAAAUUGGAUCAGACUGGUCUAACCUGGACUAAAUUCAAUCAGAUUGGGUUGAUUAGAAUGGAUCAGGCUGGUUUAAAACUAGAUUGGACCUGUUCAAACUGGAUCAGACUAGUUUACACUGAAUCAGACUGGUUUAAACUGAAUCAGACUGGUUUUAAACUGGAUCAUACUGGUUUAACCUGGAUCAAAUUCGAUCAGAUUGGGCUGGUUAAACUGGAUCAGGCUGGUUUAAAACUAGAUUGGACCUGUUUAAACUGGAUCAGACUGGUUUGGUUGAUGGACCUUGUUAUUGUACGUAGAUACUUGAAGUUUAAACUAAAUUAAAGUAUUUUUGUAAGCCUGUUAGCAGAUAGAAAUGUCUCUAAUGAAUCUGUGAUCUAUUUUUCUUACUUUCAAUCUGAUUGUAACUCAAACUGUGGAAUAAAAACAUUUGUUUCAUGUUCAACACUCGAACCUGCUGCAUCCAGUCUUCAGUCAGAAGAUGAGGUGGUGAUGUAAGAAAUGAAUGAAAAGGACUUUGACAGAGUGGGAAAAUGACGAAGUAAAC
Epinephelus fuscoguttatus (brown-marbled grouper) is the source of this 6668-nucleotide messenger RNA. RefSeq names its product ankyrin repeat domain-containing protein 34A. The coding region runs from base 269 to 1870 and encodes 533 amino acids. The record is from RefSeq and is a predicted model, not a curated record. The transcript has 2 exons. Gene Ontology annotation, molecular function: protein binding. NCBI's taxonomy places the organism in Eukaryota, Metazoa, Chordata, Actinopteri, Perciformes, Serranidae.